Molecule: messenger RNA, 621 nt
Organism: Aaosphaeria arxii CBS 175.79
Lineage: Eukaryota; Fungi; Ascomycota; Dothideomycetes; Pleosporales
Product: acyl-CoA N-acyltransferase
Exons: 2
Coding region: 1-621 (206 amino acids)
Biological process (GO): N-terminal peptidyl-methionine acetylation
Cellular component (GO): NatC complex
Molecular function (GO): protein-N-terminal amino-acid acetyltransferase activity
Source: RefSeq, a predicted model, not a curated record
AUGUCGGCGAUUGCGAACGAUAGCGACAAGCAGGCCUCGUCCUCCGGCGAGCUGCAAUAUAUACAGUAUGAAGGCGACAAGGAGGAGACAUAUCUCCCCGCAAUUAGACAGCUGAUAUCGAAGGAUCUCUCUGAACCUUACAGCAUAUACGUCUAUAGAUACUUCCUUUACCAAUGGGGAGAUCUAUGCUUUAUGGCCCUUGACCCCUUGACGAAUGCGCUCAUUGGCGUUGUCGUAUGUAAACUCGAGACCCAUCGCUCGGGAACCUUCCGGGGCUAUAUUGCAAUGCUUGCGGUCCAAGAAUCUCAUCGAGGCAAAGGGAUAGCCACAAAACUUGUAUGCAUGGCGAUUGAUGCUAUGGCCGCGCGACAAGCAGACGAAAUCGUGCUCGAAACGGAGGUCACAAACACCGCAUCCAUGAAGUUAUACGAACGUUUAGGAUUUCUACGGAGUAAGAGAUUGCAUCGGUACUACCUGAAUGGAAACACGGCCUUCAGGUUGGUGCUCUAUCUGAAAGCAGGCACGGCAUUGAAGAGGCCGGAUAUGGGCGACGGUGCCAUGGGUUACGGUCGGUACGAAGGCGGAGAUAAUGCUAUGUUUGGUGCCGAGGCUAUUGCAUAG